Cydia strobilella is the source of this 3872-nucleotide messenger RNA. RefSeq names its product phospholipase A-2-activating protein (gene Plap). The transcript has 16 exons. Gene Ontology annotation, cellular component: cytoplasm; nucleus. The record is from RefSeq and is a predicted model, not a curated record. Gene Ontology annotation, molecular function: ubiquitin binding. NCBI's taxonomy places the organism in Eukaryota, Metazoa, Arthropoda, Insecta, Lepidoptera, Tortricidae. Gene Ontology annotation, biological process: ubiquitin recycling; proteasome-mediated ubiquitin-dependent protein catabolic process. The coding region runs from base 71 to 2398 and encodes 775 amino acids.
CGAUUGUUUCGUUUCGAUUCGAUUGUCACGUACGAUACCGUACCGUUGAAGAUAUUAAUUAUUUGUAACAAUGGCUGUACCGGAUUAUAAACUUAGUGCAGUUUUAUAUGGCCAUUCCUUAGACGUGCGAUGUGUGGCGAAGACCAAAGAAUCCUGUAUAUUGUCUGCCUCUCGCGACCGAACCGCUAAAUUAUGGCACCCUGAAGGGGUUAAAGAUUUCAUCAACGCAGUCACAUAUAAAGGGCACAGAAACUUCGUUUCAUGUAUUUGUUGGCUGCCGCCUUGUGAAGCUUUUCCGGACGGCAUCGUAGUGACCGGCAGCAACGACAAUACAGUUUUAGGCUAUAACUUGCAAGAUGGCAGCAUCGUGCUGACCCUGGAAGGUCAUGAAAACGCCGUGUGUAGUGUUACACCGGGUUCUGACUCAGGAAUUUUGUUAAGUUCAAGUUGGGACAGCACAGCUAAGGUAUGGAAUGUGAACAAUCCCCAUGCCACUCCUGUAACAUUGAAGGGACACCAGGCGGCAGUGUGGGCAGUGGUGGAGCUGGGUAAUGGGACAUAUGCCACAGCCUCGGCUGAUAAGACCAUUAAGCUGUGGAAAAAGGAUGGAUCUCUUAUAACCACACUGGCAGGUCACACUGACUGUGUCCGAGGGCUGGCCGUGGCUGGUCCAGACUCGUUUCUGAGCUGCUCCAAUGACGCCUCCAUCAGACUGUGGGCUAACAAAGGAGAGUGCCUUAACACUUAUUAUGGACAUUCUAAUUAUAUUUAUAGUAUAAGCAUUCACCCGGGCCUGAACGGCUGGGCGACGUGCGGCGAGGACGGCUCGGUGCGGCUCUGGUCCGCCGGGGACUGUGUGCGCGAGAUCCGCCUGCCCGUGCAUUCUGUCUGGAGCGUCGCUUGCAUGGACAAUGGAGACGUUGUUACUGGUUCCAGCGACGGAUUAGUCCGCGUUUUCACCAAAGACCCGGCGCGCUACGCCGACGAGGCGACGCUCAAGCAGUUCGAAGAAGACGUUGAGAAGCUGGCAGCCGCCUCGCAGCAGGAGAUCGGAGGGUUCAAACUUUCUGAAUUGCCCGGCCCAGAAGUCCUACUGGAGCCCGGCAAAACGGACGGUCAGACCAAACUGGUCCGUCGCGGCACCAACGUGAAGUGCUACUCGUGGAACGCGGCCGCCAGCAGUUGGGACGAGAUCGGCGACGUCAUGGGAGCCAACCCGCCCACCGAGGGCAAGACCAUGUUCCAGGGGAAAGAGUAUGACUUCGUGUUCAGCGUGGACAUCAAGGACGGCGCUCCGCCGCUGAAGUUGCCGUUCAACAAGACCGAGGACCCCUGGGUCGCCGCACAAGCCUUCAUACACAAAAAUGACUUGCCUCAAGCAUACUUGGAACAAGUAGCAAACUUCAUCAUCACGAAUGCCAAGUUGGAUUCACUGCCUGCUUCAAGUAAUGGGCUGUUCGACCCGUUGACCGGCGAGUCGCGCUACGUGCCGGGAUCGGAGGCGCGCGCGACGGGGCUGCCCGCGCCGGCCGCCGCCGCCGCCGUCGACCCCUUCACCGGCGCCGGCGCCUACUCCACCGCGGCGGCCGCGAGGACGCAGCCAGUCUCACAGUCCGACGAGAAACCGCUCAUCCCGCACGACGCUUACAUCAGAUUCGAUCAAGCGAACUUAACCGCGAUCCACGACAAGCUAAAAGAAUUCAACAGUAAGGUUGGCGAUGGAUUGAGCGCCCUGACUGAACGACAACUAGCUGAUAUUGUUAAAUUAGGUGAACUGAAUAACACAUAUAAUCCAGAAACGAUAGCAUUAUUGAAGAAAACUUUAGAAUGGCCAAAAGAAAUCCUCUUCCCGGUAUUGGACGUGACGCGGCUAGCAGUUAGAAAUAAAGAAGUCAACGGUCAAAUAUUCGACACGACGUAUGGACCGGAUUUCGUCAAAUACUUAUUGACUUUGUUAGCUCCAGGCAAUAUCCCGGCGAACCAAAUGCUAGCGAUGCGCGUGCUAGUGAACGCGUUCAGCGACCUGCCCGGCGAGAUGCUUGUGCUAGCCGCCCGCGAGUCCGUCGCGCACUGCAUCAUCUGUCUCACGCAGCUCAGCGCCAACGCGCAGAUAGCGGCGGCGUCUCUCCUAUUGAACUUGUCGGUGGCGCUGGCGCAGCAGAGCGACUCCGCCGACCUCGCCGACUGCAUCCUCAACCUGUUUAGCAAGAUUACUGACAAUGAAGCCUAUUUCAGAGGCUUAGUCGGUCUCGGGACGCUCCUGGCCGAAGCGCCAAACCGCCUCGUGAUCCAGACCAAGAUCGUGUCCAACACCGCCGUGCACAACCGCCUCAAGCGGGACAGCGGCGACGCCAACAAGGUCGCCGUGUGCUCCAGGCAAAUCCUCAGCCUUUUAUAAUAUUGACAAGCAUUAGUAAAUACUAACUUAUAAAUAUGGGAUCGUUUGGAUCCGGCAAGACUCAGAACCGGUUAAAUACACCUUUUAAUACCGAUUUAUUCUGGUUCCACUUUUCCUUCAAAACGCGAACGUAUUAGGAACCUUUGGCGUUAUUCAUAAAUGCUUGUCAAAUCUAACAAACUGUUGAUGAUCGUUUGUCCCUAUCCGUAAUUUUGACAUUUCUGUUUGUUAGAAAGAGACAAAAUUUAAAAGAGGUUUGUAAAAGGUUGCUAAGUUUUAUGAAUAAGUAUGUAAAUUAUUUUUUACUUAAAUUAACCGGUUCAUUUGAUAAACAGGGGAAACGGACGGUAGGUGGGUGCCAAUGGGUGGAAAGAGUUUUCGGCCGGCUGUUGUUUAUAACCACUUAAUUGGUUAAACCUAAAUAAAAACUAUAAAGAACGUUACUCUUGAAACCGGAUUAAAAAUAACGGUUUCAUAAUAAUAAUAACGAAAAAAUAUAUCAAAUAUAUAAUAAAUAAUGUUUGUAAAUUUAACCGUACCCGAGCCAUGGAUUGGUAUUCUGAAUCAGAGAGUAUGACAUGACAUGCAGUUUCGUUCGAUUAUUUAAUAAUGUGUGGUAAGUCACAAUUUAUUUAUCUGGAGUGCUAUGGGAAAAGGCCGAAUCCUCACAAUAAUUCAAUUCAAUUCAAAUAAUGACAACGGAAAGAGUAAUAUUAUUAUGUAAUGUAAUAUUCCUUUCUUUAAGCUAACUAAUUUAUCUACUGCCAGACUGUGGUGAUCUUUUAUAAAAUAAUAACAAUGUUUAAAGACUUAAAGCGAUUGUGAAAUGUCAUGUUCCGGUUUGUGUUACUCUUUUCGCUGUUAACGCAUUCACUGCCAGGGGCGUGGCCUAGGAACAAACUUGUAUGUCCGUGUUAAGGGGCCCGGAGUUGUUCGGAACUGUCAAAUUUUUGAUCUAACAGACAGGCCGAUAUCGUCCGGCGGACUAGUAAUGGGUGGGCCCCUUAAAAUAUUCUUCAUAAGGCUGUUAGCGAUUCUUUUCGCUUAAUUCUUACAUAGUGUUGACUUGCCUGUAGCAAUUGAACACUUAUGGCGUUAUUCAUAAAUGCGCUACAAGUCUCAUAGCUAUUAAUCGUUUGUCCUAAAUCUGUCAUUUUGCCUUAUGAAUUCGUAAGAAAGGGGUAAUACAUAUAUUAACUAAUAGAGGCUUGUACAUUUAUGAGUAAGAGGGUUAAUUUUUAUGACUAAAUAUAUGUGGGUCACAAAAUGUUCACAUUUUCGUAAGCAAUAAUUUUCGUACAUGAACCGAUCUAGUGCCCACUUUAGAAAGAAACACAAACUUUAUAUAUAAACACUAUUUAAUAAUCUUAUUUAAUAUGUAAAGUUAUAAUACAUAAUUUACAGUUGCUACGUAUCGAUAACAGCGGUGUUUAUGUUCAAUAGCAAAGAUUAAAUAAUUUUAUUAUAAAAAUAA